AUGACCACUAUUUCGCACCAACCAUCAGACUCAACCCUUUCCAAAACUAAAAUAUCAACAACAUUUGGACUCUCGAAAGAUUUAAAACAACCAAUAAUUGUAAAGAUAUGUUAUUUAGAAUCAACUAUACCUAAUUCUGAAUUAAAAUUAGCAAAAUUAUCUCAAAAAUUUGAAGAUCCUUCAGUAUUUAAAAAAUUAUCAAAUAUUUAUAAGUAUUCAGAUUUAUUUGUUAAAAUUGAAGUAUUUGAUGGUAAAAAUAAUAAUUUAAUAAGUAUACCAAUUCAAACAACUUAUCAAUCAUUUAAUAAUAAAAAACGAUUAUGGAAUCAACAUUUAAAAUUAUCAAUAAAUUAUGAUCAAAUUGAUUAUGAUUCUUAUUUGAAAUUUUCAAUUUGGGAAAUUAUUGAUACUAAACCUGAAAUGUUUGGUUAUGGAUUUAUGAGUUUAUUUAAUUUUAAUACAUCUACUUUAAGAUGUGGAUCCCAAAAAAUUCCUAUAUUCACGAACAUGGAUGAAACAGUUUUGGAACAAAAUGAAAAAAAUAUAAAUUAUAGAGAUCAAAUUGGAUUGACUGAUCUUGAGAAAGAUUUGAUAAAGUAUGAAAAUGGAGAGUAUCCCAGAAUCAAUUGGUUAGAUAAAAUGUCCUUACCCAAAAUUAACAAUCUAAUAUCAAGUAAUACGUAUGAUACAAGUCGAAAAUAUGAUUAUUAUUUAUACGUCGAAUUACCACAAUUUGAAUUUCCAAUCGUAUUUUCAGAUAUAACAUUUGAUAUACCGAAAAUUGAGCCAGUUAUUGAACCUAAUAUUGCUCCCGUUCCCAUAAAUACAAUGAGUAAAAUUUUAAAUUCAAUAGAUAUCCCAAAAUCAACAUCACAAGAUAAAUUCAAGCCCAAAAUUCAUGACCCUGAUUUUCAAAUUACUUCAUUAAAUUCUGCAACACUUAAUAAUACAACUCAACCUAAUACCAAUAAUAUCAAUUUAGAAGAUCCAAUAGAAUUGAAAUUUCACAAAUUAGAAAGAAAUAUAAACAAUAAUUCAAUAAUUGAUAAAGAUUUAAAACCAUCACCACAAUUAAGAGAUGAAUUAACUAAAAUUUUAUUAAAACCAUCAAAUGCAGAAUUAAGUGAUUAUGAAAAAAAUUUAAUGUGGAAAUUUCGUUAUUAUUUUAGUAAAAUAAAUUCAAAUGAAAUUACAACAAAAUCAACUACAACAAAACUGUUUUUACCUAAAUUUUUAAAAUCUAUAAGUUGGGAAAAUGAAUAUGAAUUAGAUCAUACUUUUAAAGAAAUUUUACCUCUUUAUUGGAGUGUAGAUAAAAUUCAAAUUGGUGAUGCUUUAGAACUUUUAGGUAAUUAUUUCAAUCCUUAUGUUCUUGGUAAAUCCAUUAUCAAGAAUGAAAAUAAUGAGAAUUUAUUAAAGACAGAUCUUAAAUUAAAAGAUGAUGAGAUUAGCUUUCAAAAAAUUUUUGAUAAUGUAUGUUAUUUAAGAAAAUUAGCUGUUGAAAGAUUAAGAUUGGCAAGUAGUGAAGAAUUGUUAUUAUAUUUGUUACAAUUAGUUCAAGCAUUGAAAUAUGAGGCAUUAAUUUAUCAAGAUUUAAAUGGUGAAAGCAGCGAAGAGUCUGAAUUGGAUUGUAUGAAGUUACCAUUGGCUAAUUUUUUAAUUGAAUCAGCUGUGGAAAAUGAAAUAUUAGGAAACUUUUUCUACUGGUAUGUGAAAGUAGAAAAUGAAGAUCAACUUAAUGCUGUACAGGGUAAUAUUGAAUCGAUUUAUGGAAUUAUUUUAAAUAAGUAUAUUGAAUGCUUGAAGAUAUAUUGUCAUGAACAUAAAUUACCUUACUACAAACAUUUGAAAAGACAAAUUUGGUUUAUUAAAAAAUUGACGAAUCUUGUGGAAUUGAUUAGAUCUUCAUUCAAAAAGAAUGAAGCAACUGCAAAAAAAGUAGAAUUUUUAAGGGAUUAUUUAUCAGCAACCACAAACGAAUUGAAUAGAUUUCCAGAACCAUUUCCACUACCAUUGGAUCCAACAAUAAUGGUAUGUGGAUGUUACCCUGAAGAAUCAUCUGUUUUUAAAUCUUCAUUAGCACCACUCAAAAUAACAUUGAAGACCGUUGAAACUAAAAAAAAAUCUGGUAAUCAACAUACAACUUCACAAAUAUUUGGACAGAAAUCUAAAAAAUAUGGUAAAUAUCCUUUAAUGUUUAAAAUUGGUGAUGACUUGAGACAAGAUCAAUUAGUCAUUCAAAUUUUGAAUCUUAUGGACCAAUUAUUAAAGAAUGAAAAUUUAGAUUUGAAAUUAACUCCGUAUAAGAUUUUAGCAACUAGUCCCAUUGCAGGUUUAAUCCAAUUUGUGCCUAAUGAAACUUUGGAUUCGAUUUUGUCUAAAAACACUCAAAUCAACACAAAUUCAAAUAAUAAUACAGCUACUACAAUUGCAACCACUUCAUCAACUGACCAAUCCCCACAAAUUUCAACCAAUGGUAUACUAAACUAUUUGAGACUACAUAGUCAUGAUCAACAAAUAGUUGAACCAAUUUCUAAAAGUGUUUUGAAUUCUUCAUCAAUUACAGAUUCAUCAAAAAUUCCUAAACAACCAAAACAAACUGUAACAUCGGAUCUUGGGGUAUCACCUAUACUAAUGGAUAAUUAUGUCAAAUCAUGUGCUGGAUACUGUGUUAUAACGUAUAUCUUAGGUGUAGGAGAUCGUCAUCUUGAUAAUUUAUUACUAUCACCCAAUGGAAAAUUUUGGCAUGCAGAUUUCGGCUAUAUUUUGGGUCGAGAUCCCAAACCUUUUCCUCCACUUAUGAAAUUACCAAUACAAGUUAUAGACGGAAUGGGUGGUUUACAACAUGAAAAUUAUAAUAUAUUUAAAAAUUAUUGUUUUAUAACUUAUCAAACAUUACGAAAAAAUUCAAAUUUGAUUUUAAAUCUUUUUCAAUUAAUGAUGAAUGCUAAUAUUCCAGAUAUUAAAAUUGAUCCAACAAGAGUUAUUGAAAAAGUGGAAGAAAAAUUUUGUUUAGGUAUGAAUGAAGAAGAAAGUAUAUUACAUUUUCAAAAUUUAAUUAAUGACAGUGUGAAUGCUUUUUUACCUGUUGUCAUUGAUAGACUACAUAGUUUAGCUCAAUAUUGGAGAGCCUAA
Lodderomyces pseudojiufengensis is the source of this 3135-nucleotide messenger RNA. RefSeq names its product phosphatidylinositol 3-kinase (gene VPS34). Gene Ontology annotation, molecular function: 1-phosphatidylinositol-3-kinase activity. Gene Ontology annotation, cellular component: peroxisome; cytoplasm; phagophore assembly site. The record is from RefSeq and is a predicted model, not a curated record. The transcript has a single exon. Gene Ontology annotation, biological process: autophagy of peroxisome; phosphatidylinositol-mediated signaling; endocytosis. Bases 1 to 3135 code for a protein of 1044 amino acids. NCBI's taxonomy places the organism in Eukaryota, Fungi, Ascomycota, Pichiomycetes, Serinales, Debaryomycetaceae.